Messenger RNA from Pocillopora verrucosa, 1790 nucleotides. Its product is annotated as vasopressin V1b receptor. Gene Ontology annotation, molecular function: G protein-coupled receptor activity. Gene Ontology annotation, biological process: G protein-coupled receptor signaling pathway. Gene Ontology annotation, cellular component: plasma membrane. Lineage: Eukaryota; Metazoa; Cnidaria; Anthozoa; Scleractinia; Pocilloporidae. The record is from RefSeq and is a predicted model, not a curated record.
AACAUCUGAUGCAUUUGAAGCGCCCUGGUCUUCCGGCCGUGAAAAUUAUGAACCCUUCAUCGGAGUCACUGUAAGAGGGACAACUCUGAAACAACCGAUGCCGUCUUUCGACGCGUGGAUUAAAUUUCAAUGAAUCCUUCAUCAAACUGGACGGUUAUUAUGACACGCGCUACAGGAACUCAAAGCUCGGCUUAUCAUGAAACCAUGGCCGUUGGAAAAGUAGUCGCCUUGUCGCUUAUCCUGGUCGUGUCUACCACUGGCAACGUGUUGGUUUGUUACUGCGGACUGCGAUCUCCGAGGAUGUCUGCCAUGAACAGCCUUAUCGUGAAUUUAUCCAUUGGAGAACUUGCCAUCGCGUGCUUUGUGAUUCCGCUAAAGAUAGAACGUGAGAUUGUAGGGGAGUACUUGCUUGGAGGACCAACGGUCUGCAAAUUAUUGGAAUACGCCCAAUCGGUUGCUCUAGGAUCGGUAACAGUGACUUUAUUAAUGAUAAGCAUGGACAGGCUUUAUUCCGUGUUUUAUCCACUGUCGAAAAUAACCCGUCGACAGGCUAAAUACAUGGGCGUAUUUGCAUGGUGUUACGCGCUGUUGUUCGCUAACCCAGUACUAUACUACUUCUUGGGAGCGAAACACCAACCACAAGCUUUGUUGUUCAGCUGUGACAAGCACUUAGCUUUGCCUUGGAAAGACAAGCUUUAUUCCUUGGUUCAACUCUGGGCGAUAUUUUUGUUGCCAAUAAUGAUUAUGACUGUGACAUAUUUCAUAGUUGUGAGUAGGCUGCUUAAGCCCGAUUCAGUGACUCAUCCCGUAAGCAAACUUGGUGCCCGCGAAGGUAAGCCAGACGUACCUAUCAAUACUCACCGCCGAUUCACCAGCUCUCUGCGAUCAAACGCAGUUCCACUUGCUAAACGAAAAUCAGUAGUAAUGAACCUUAUUGUAAUGGCUACUUUCAUUUUUUGUUAUGCUCCGUUAGCGGCGAUUUACGCUCUCGAAACUGUUGGCAAUCCUAAGAAAAAAAGCAUUGAGAUUUUUCGCGAUUUCGCUUGUUUCCUGGCUUUGGGAAAACUGUGCGCCAAUCCGGCGGUGUACAGCUUUUUCGACAGCAAUCUUCGGGAUCAGAUGUGUCGAUGCCGACAGAAAUCAGCCCAGAACUCGCCAGUCCGACGGAAGAUUAUUUAUCCCGGAAUUUGCACCCAGGGAAAACUCAGUGAACUGAAUGUCAGUAACUUUGGUAGACUCGUGGACUCAAAAGGGCAAAGUGCCGUUUUCAAAGAGCCGCUGUUACGGGUGUCAUCAGGAGAAAAUCCGUCUCCAAGCGCUCCCGGAGCUAAACGGGAUAAACUGGCUCGAUUGAUCAGUAACACCCGACGUUAUCGAAGUCUUGGCCUCUCAACUUGGAGAAGUUCUGAUAUUUAGGGUGAAUAUUUCAAAGAUGACAGCUAAACUUAAUCCUAAGAGAAAGAGGCCGGUACUAAUCAAUGAAAUUUUCAAAAGGAAACGUACAGGAAAACUCAUAAUUGGAAGUUCUUAGACUAUAAAUCCACCUUGACUUGAAUAAGAGUGGUUUUUAAUGAUAUUUCAUGAUAUGUUUUAAAAGCUUGUGUCAGCUUCAACUCAGGCCAAUAUGGAUAGUAAUGUUUGUGGAAUCGUUAUCUUAAUAUGUUAGAUUGCAGAACUUCUCAGCCAUGAUUCAUCAUGGGUUGUUUACUUUGAGUAUUAUACUUCUUACUCGACACCUCCUUAAAACUUUUCUAAAGAAAGUAAAUCUGUAAUUAAUUCAUUAUAACAUA